CAAACAUCUACAACAGAACAUACAUCUACAACAGAACAAACAUCUACAACAGAACAAGCAUCUACAACAGAACAAUCAACUACAACCACUGACCCUCUUACAACAACAACAACAACAACAGAACUUACAUCUACAACAGAACAAACAGCUACAACUACUGACCUUGUUACAACAGAACUUACCUCUACAACCGGAGAAACAUCUACAACAGAACUUACAUCUACAACAGGACAGACAUCUACAACAGAACAAACAUCUACAACAGAACAAACAUCUACAACAGAACAAACAGCUACAACUGCUGCACCUGUUACAACAACAGAACACACUUCUACAACUGGAGAAGCAUCUACAACAGAACAAACAGCUGCAACCACCGACCCUCUUACAACAACAACAACAGAACUUACAUCAACAACAGAACAUACAUCUACAACAGAACAAACAUCUACAACUGCUGCUCUUGUUACAACAACAACAGAACAUACAUCUACAACUGGAGAAACAUCUACAACAGAGCAAACAUCUACAACUACUGACCCUGUUACAAUAACAGAACUUACCUCUACAACCGGAGAAACAUCUACAACAGAACUUACAUCUACAACAGAACAUACAUCUACAACUGGAGAAACAUCUACAACAGAACAAACAACUACAACCACUGCCCCUCUUACAGUAACAACAGAACAUACAUCUACAACAGAACAUACAUCUACAACAGAACAAACAACUACAACAGAACAAACAUCUACAACUACUGCUCCUGUUACAACAACAGAACAUACAUCUACAACCGGAGAAACCUCUACAACAGAACAAUCAACUACAAUCACUGCCCCUGUUACAACAACAACAGAACACACGUCUACAACAGAACAAUCAAAUACAACCACUGCGCCUGUUACAACAACAACAGAACACACAUCUACAACAGAACAAACAUCUACAACUACUGCUCCUGUUACAACAACAGAACAUACAUCUACAACCGGAGAAACCUCUACAACAGAACAAUCAACUACAAUCACUGCCCCUGUUACAACAACAACAGAACACACGUCUACAACAGAACAAUCAAAUACAACCACUGCGCCUGUUACAACAACAGAACACACUUCUACAACAGAACAAUCAACUACAAUCACUGCCCCUGUUACAACAACAACAGAACACACGUCUACAACAGAACAAUCAAAUACAACCACUGCGCCUGUUACAACAACAACAGAACACACGUCUACAACAGAACAAUCAAAUACAACCACUGCGCCUGUUACAACAACAACAGAACACACAUCUACAACAGAACAAACAUCUACAACUACUGCUCCUGUUACAACAACAGAACAUACAUCUACAACCGGAGAAACCUCUACAACAGAACAAUCAACUACAAUCACUGCCCCUGUUACAACAACAACAGAACACACGUCUACAACAGAACAAUCAAAUACAACCACUGCGCCUGUUACAACAACAACAACAGAACACACAUCUACAACAGAACAAUCAACUACAACCACUGCGCCGGUUACAACAACAGAACACACUUCUACAACUGAACAAUCAACUACAAUCACUGCCCCUGUUACAACAACAGAACACACGUCUACAACAGAACAAUCAACUACAAUCACUGCACCUGUUACAACAACAACAGAACACACGUCUACAACAGAACAAUCAAAUACAACCACUGCGCCUGUUACAACAACAACAACAGAACACACAUCUACAACAGAACAAUCAACUACAACCACUGCGCCUGUUACAACAACAACAGAACACACAUCUACAACAGAACAAUCAACUCACGUCUACAACAGAACAAACAACUACAGCUCCUGUUACAGAAACAACACAACAGACAAGUACAACUGUCCUAACCUCUACAAGUCCUUUAACGUCUACAACAGAACAAACAACUACAACAGAACAAACAACUACAACAGAACAAACAACUACAACAGAACAAACAACUACUGCCCCAGUUACAGAAACAACACAACAGACAAAUACAACUGUACUAACCUCUACAAGUCCUUUAACGUCUACAUCAGAACAAACAACUACAACAGAACAAACAACUACUGCCGCUGUAAUAGAAACAGCACAACAGACAAAUACAACUGUCCUAACCUCAACAAGUCCUUUAACGUCUACAACAGAACAAACAACUACAACAGAACAAACAGCUACAACUACUGCCGCUGUUAUAGAAACAACACAACAGACAAAUACAACUGUCCUUACAUCUACAAGUCCUUUAACAUCUACAACAGAACAAACAACAACAACUACUGCCGCUGUUAUAGAAACAACACAACAGACAAAUACAUCUGUCCAAACAUCUACAAGUCCUUUAACGACUACAACAGAACAAACAACUACAACAGAACAACCAACUACAACAGAACAAACAGCUACAACUACUGCCGCUGUUAUAGAAACAACACAACAGACAAAUACAUCUGUCCAAACAUCUACAAGUCCUUUAACGACUACAACAGAACAAACAACUACAACAGAACAACCAACUACAACAGAACAAACAGCUACAACUACUGCCGCUGUUAUAGAAACAACACAACAGACAAAUACAACUGUACUAACCUCAACAAGUCCUUUAACGUCUACAACAGAACAAACAACAACAACAGAACAAACAUCUACAACAGAACAAACAGCUACAACAGAACAAACAGCUACAACAGAACAAACAGCUACAACUACUGCCGCUGUUAUAGAAACAACACAACAGACAAAUACAACUGUCCUUACAUCUACAAGUCCUUUAACAUCUACAACAGAACAAACAACAACAACUACUGCCGCUGUUAUAGAAACAACACAACAGACAAAUACAUCUGUCCAAACAUCUACAAGUCCUUUAACGACUACAACAGAACAAACAACUACAACAGAACAACCAACUACAACAGAACAAACAGCUACAACUACUGCCGCUGUUACAGAAACAACACAACAGACAAAUACAUCUGUCCAAACAUCUACAAGUCCUUUAACGUCUACAACAGAACAAACAACUACAACAGAACAAACAUCUACAACAGAACAAACAACUACAACAGAACAAACAGCUACAACAGAACAAACAGCUACAACUACUGCCGCUGUUACAGAAACAGCACAACAGACAAAUACAACUGUCCUAACAUCUACAACAGAACAAACAACAACAACAGAACAAACAUCUACAACAGAACAAACAGCUACAACUACUGCCGCUGUUAUAGAAACAGCACAACAGACAAAUACAACUGUCCUUACAUCUACAAGUCCUUUAACGACUACAACAGAACAAACAACUACAACAGAACAAGCAUCUACAACAGAACAAGCAUCUACAACAGAACAAACAGCUACAACUACUGCCCCUGUUACAGAAACAACACAACAGACAAAUACAACUGUACUAACAUCUACAAGUCCUUUAACAUCUACAACAGAACAAACAACUACAACAGAACAAACAACUACAACUACUGCCCCUGUUACAGAAACAACACAACAGACAAAUACAACUGUACUAACAUCUACAAGUCCUUUAACAUCUACAACAGAACAAACAACUACAACAGAACAAACAACUACAACAGAACAAACAACUACAACAGAACAAACAACUACAACUACUGCCCCUGUUACAGAAACAGCACAACAGACAAAUACAACUGUUCUAACAGCUACAACAGAACAAACAACUACAACAGAACAAACAACUACAACAGAACAAACAACUACAACAGAACAAACAACUACAACUACUGCCCCAGUUACAGAAACAACACAACAGACAAAUACAACUGUACUAACAUCUACAAGUCCUUUAACAUCUACAACAGAACAAACAACUACAACAGAACAAACAACUACAACAGAACAAACAACUACAACAGAACAAACAGCUACAACUACUGCCCCUGUUACAGAAACAACACAACAGACAAAUACAACUGUCCUUACAUCUACAAGUCCUUUAACGUCUACAACAGAACAAACAUCUACAACAGAACAAACAACUACAACAGAACAAACAACUACAACAGAACAAACAACUACAACAGAACAAACGUCUACAACAGAACAAACAACUACAACUACUGCUCCUGUUACAGUAACAGGCUCACCUACAACUACAACCACAGUCCUAACUAGUACACAACCUACUAGUGCAACUACUACUUCAUUCACAACUACAACACAAUCAGGAACGACAACUACACCUAUAACUACCACCAUCACCUCUG
Molecule: messenger RNA, 4274 nt
Organism: Danio aesculapii
Lineage: Eukaryota; Metazoa; Chordata; Actinopteri; Cypriniformes; Danionidae
Product: GATA zinc finger domain-containing protein 14
Exons: 3
Source: RefSeq, a predicted model, not a curated record